Molecule: messenger RNA, 2732 nt
Organism: Linderina pennispora
Lineage: Eukaryota; Fungi; Kickxellomycota; Kickxellomycetes; Kickxellales; Kickxellaceae
Product: Cas1p-domain-containing protein
Exons: 1
Coding region: 50-2380 (776 amino acids)
Source: RefSeq, a predicted model, not a curated record
CCUCACACUCACCCGCUCCUGUUCCUUUGUACUUCAUGAAAACCACGCAAUGCUUGGACGAUUAGCCAAUCUGAAUCUAACGACGUGCGCGCUGGUCACACUGGCGUUCUCGACGCUGUACGCGCUCCUGCAGUUCUCCCCGACGCCAUACAAGCACAACCGAUGCCUGGCGGUGCAGCAGACCGGCUGGUGGGCAGACAAGACAAAGCUCCUGUGGCAGCCCGAAGGAUGCACGCUCAAGGCAUAUGGGCCGAAGGAUACAACUAGCUGCAUGGGCAAGGACUUUGUGGUGUUUAUCGGCGACUCAUCGGUGCGCGACAAGUUCUACGCGUUUGUGCGGCUGGUGGACCCAAAGUUCGGCAACCAGGGGAAGGUGCACGCAGAUAUCCGCGUUAACUGGCCGGGCUCGGAGGAUCUGGCCGCGUACUUUGUAUGGGAUCCGUAUCUGACGUCGGAAACCACCUGGAAGGUCGUCGCUGGCGAGACUACACAGGUGCUGUCGCGGCCACCGCGGUCCAUUGUGGUAGGAGCCGGCUCGUGGUUCCUCCGGAACAAGGCCGAGUCGGGCGGUCUUACCACAUGGCGCAAGGAUGUUGACUUGUUGGCAGCGAGAAUCGCAGCGCGCAAGGGCUCGAAUUUGCCGCGCGUGUUUGUCAGCCCGGUGCCCAAUGUGGUGCCGGAAAAGCUGGCGCCGGAGCGGCGACAGGCGCUGGACCCGAAUGCAAUUUACUGGAUGAACAAAUACAUGGAGAGGAUCGGGCUGGAGGUGUUCUCUGCGUGGAGUCGUAUGACAGCGGGUGCCCUAGAGACCGCUGACGGACUGCACUACUCGCCGCGACUUGAGGAUCGUGCCAUCGGUCUGCUGGUGAACAACCUGUGCAACAGCCGCCUUCCAACCACGCCGCCGUUCCGGACGACUUGCUGCUUCGAGUACCCAUCGCCGCACUGGUUCCCAAAGAUGCUUGCCCUGGCAACCGUGUUCCUGGGGCUGCUGAUGCUGGCUAAGCGAUCCAGCGAGAGUGGAUGGCGCCGGCUUGUGCCAACUUUUGAGACGCUGCGGCAGAUGGUAGUGUUUGUGGCGAUUCUUCUGCUGAUGUACGUGAACGACCGGACGCCGCUGUUUGGCAAGAUCCAGAAGCACUUUGUUGGCUGGGUGUUCACGCUGCUGUCUGUCGCUGCACUGGCGGCUGGCGGGUACACUGUCAAAGAAGACUCGGCGCCAGGGUUCCUGAACCGCGACCAGACCGAUGAGUGGAAGGGCUGGAUGCAGCUGGCAAUUCUGAUCUACCAUGUGAUGAAUGCAUCCACAGUCUCAGGCAUCUACAACCCGGUGCGCGUGCUGGUGGCCAUGUACCUGUUCAUGACAGGCUACGGCCACUUCUUCUACUUUUACAAGAAAAAGAACUACGGGCUAGCACGUCUGACGGUGGUCUUGCUGCGCACCAACAUCCUGGCGGUGGUUCUGGCAUACACCAUGGGCACGUCGUACAUGGACUACUACUUUGCGCCGCUGUCAUCGGUCUGGAUGCUGAUUGUCUGGCUGACGAUGCGCAUCCUGCCCGAGCACAACUACACGAACUUUGUGUGGGCCAAAAUUGCCGUCUCGGCAGCAGUGUUUUCGGCGAUCAACUCGCUGGGCCUGUGGCCGAUGGGGCUGCUGUCAAUUGUCAAUGUGAACUGGAGCGCGCACGAGUGGGAAUUCCGGUUCGGUGUCGACAGGUUCAUUGUGUACGUUGGCAUGGUCACAGCGCUCAUUACGAUUCGGUACCAGAGCGCACUGAUGGCGCAUGCGCGCUGGGCACAGAUCAGGCGGUGGGCGGUGCUGUUCUCGGUCAUCGGCAUGGUGUGGUAUUUCUGGUUCGAGCUGACCAGCGAGUCAAAGUUCACCUACAAUGCCUACCACCCGUACAUUUCGCCGAUCCCCGUGGUGACCUUUGUGGUCCUGCGCAAUUCGACACAGUUCCUGCGCUCGCGCAGCAGCCAGGCGUUCCGCUCGGUCGGCCAGGUGUCGCUCGAGCUGUUUAUUGCGCAGUUCCACCUGUGGCUGGCAGCCGACACCAAGGGCAUUCUGGUGCUGGUGGACGGGCGCCUGUGGUUCAUCAACCUGAUUGUCUCGUCGGUGGUGUUUUUGGCACUGUGCCAGCACCUGAGCCACGCCACGGGCGCACUGACCUCUUGGCUCAUGCACAAGCCGGCGAGCAGCAGCGCCGGUGGGGACAUUCCGCUGGCAGAGACUGGGCAGCCGCCGGAGCAGCGCGCACAGCUGCUCGACCGGCUGGCGGGCGGCGGCGGCUCGAGGAUCAAUUGGACGGAAUCGCUGGCUGUGCGGUGGAUCGCUGGCUUGGCGCUGCUAAUUCUAAUGAACGUUCUGUCUGUGUGAUGGGGCCUGUGUUGUGCCAAGCAGAAUUGCCCAAUGGGUGGCUGCACACGUGAUCGGUUUCAUACAACACUCUGCGGUGUUCGUCCAUGCGGGGCAUCUGCGCUGGCAGGCCCGCCUUCUCUUAGUUGGUCAUUUUUUCCCUUCACAAUUUUAUAUCACAUAGAGCAGCUUCAUUGGCAAAUGACUGACGACUAUUCGAACAACCUGCAGCAGCUGGUGGAGCUGUUUCCGGAGGUCGACAGGGAAGUGCUUGAACGCGGUGCUGCGCUCCAACGCCGGUCUGGUCGAGCCCAGCAUUAACGCGGUCCUGAGCAUGACUGACCCAGAGUACAAGCCCGAAGAGCCACAGCAG